AUGCCUUUGAAUAACAUUGUACACAGGGCUUCAUUUUUCAGGAGCCACAGAUUCCAAGUGUCACAGAAGCCUCUUACCUCUAGGAAAAUCCUGGCCAGCGUGGGACAUCUGCAGCAACAGGCCACUCAUACUGUGGAGAAUCCAAGCAAAAUCACCCAGUGUGGGUCAACUUCACAAGGCAGGAAAAAUCAUCACACCUGGGGAGAAUGCAAGAAAGCCCUCAGCCCCAAACACACACUUGUUCAGGACCGGUGUGUCUACACUGAAAGACAGUGUUUUGUGUGCAGUGAAUGUGGGAAAACAUUCAGGUACAAAUCCACAUUUGUUAUGCACCUGAGAGUCCACACUAGAGAAAGGCUUCAUGUGUUUAGCAGAAGUGACAAGUCCUUUAGACAAAGCUCAACCAUCAGUCAACAUCAAAAAAUUUAUACUGGCUCAGGACAGGACAAGUGCAGCAAAUGUGGGAAAUCCUUAACUCACAAGUGUGUCGUCAUUUAUCCCCAGAGAUUGCACAGUGGAGAAAACAGUUCUGUGUGCAGUGACUGUGCAAAGUCUUUUUCCCAUAGCUCUGUGUUCGUUCGACAUAAGAGAGUUUUUUCUGGAGAAAGGUUUUAUAAGUGUAGUGACUGUGUGAAAUCUUUUACCUGUAGGUCUGCCCUCAUUUAUCAUCAGAGAUCUCACACAGGAGAAAGGCCUUAUGAGUGCAGUGAAUGUGGGAAGUCCUUUACCACUAAUGGCACCCUCCGUUCUCAUCAGAGAUCUCACACAGGAGAAAAGCCUUAUAAAUGCAGUGAAUGUGGGAAGUCUUUUACAUCUACCGGUGCUUUCCAAUAUCAUCAGAGAGUUCAUUCUGGAGAAAGGCUUUAUGAGUGCAGUGAAUGUGGGAAAUCUUUUAUGUCUAGGUCUGCAUUCAUUUCUCAUCAUAGAUAUCACACAGGAGAAAGGCCUUAUGAGUGCAGUGAAUGUGAGAAAUCUUUUGUCUCUAGGCCUGCCCUCAGAUAUCAUCAGAAAUCUCACACAGGAGAAAGACCUUAUGAGUGCAACGAAUGUGGGAGAUCUUUUACCACUAACUCUAACUUCCAUUAUCAUCAAAGAGUUCACACUGGAGAAAGGCCUUAUGAGUGCAGUGAAUGUGGGAAAUCUUUUACCAGUAGCUCUAACCUCCAUUAUCAUCAAAGCACUCACACUGGAGAAAGGCCUUAUGAGUGCAGUGAAUGUGGGAAAUCUUUUAUUACUCCUGCUAUUCUUCGUUACCAUCAGAGAAUUCAUUCUAGUGAAUGGCCUUAUACGUGCAGUGAAUGUGGGAAAUCUUUUACCUCUAAAUCCAACUUUUGUUAUCAUCAGGGGGUUCAUUCUGGAGAAAGGCCUUAUAUAAGGUGCAGCAAAUGCGUGAAAUCCUUUACCAGUAUCAGUGCCCUCCGUUAUCAUCAGAGAGUUCAUUCUGGAGAGAGGCCUCAUGAGUGCAGUGACUGUGGGAAAUCUUUUAUGUCUAGGUCUGCCCUCAGAUGUCAUCAGAGAUCACACACAGGAGAAAGGCCUUAUAAGUGCAGUGAAUGUGGGAAGGCUUUUAAAACUAGCUCCAACCUCCGUUAUCAUCAGAGAGUUCACACAGGAGAAAGGCCUUAUGAGUGCAGUGAAUGUGGGAAAUCCUUUACCUCUAUCAAUGAUCUGUGUAAUCAUUAUAGAUUUCAUUCUGGAGGAAAGCCUUAUAAGUGUAGCAAAUGUGGGAAAUCCUUUAUCCUUAGGAAUAGCUUCAUUCAACACCAGAGAAUUCACACAGGAGAAAGUCUUUAUGGAUGUAGUGAGUGUGGGAAAUCUUUUCAGAGUAAGUGUAGGCUUAUUGAACACCAGAGUAUUCACACAGGAGAAAGGCCUUACAAAUGCACUGAAUGUGGGAAAUCUUUUAUUACUAAUUACCUCCUCUGUGCACAUCUGAGAAGUCACACUGGAGAGAAGCCUUAUGAGUGCAGUGAAUGUGGGAAAUCUUAUACCGCUAGCUCCACCCUCCGUUAUCAUCGUAGAAUUCAUACUGGAGAAAGGCCUUACAAAUGCACCAAAUGUGGGAAAUCUUAUACCACUAAUUACCGCCUCCGUGCACAUCUGAGAAGUCACACUGGAGAGAAGCCUUAUGAGUGCAGUGAAUGUGGGAAAUCUUAUACCGCUAGCUCCACCCUCCGUUAUCAUCGUAGAAUUCAUACUGGAGAAAGGCCUUACAAAUGCACCAAAUGUGGGAAAUCUUAUACCACUAAUUACCUCUUGCGUGUUCAUCAGAGAAAUCACACUGGAGAGAAGCCUUAUGAGUGCAGUGAAUGUGGGAAAUCUUAUACCACUAGCUCCACCCUCCUUUAUCAUCGUAGAAUUCAUACUGGAGAAAGGCCUUACAAAUGCACCAAAUGUGGGAAAUCUUAUACCACUAAUUACCUCCUCCGUGCACAUCUGAGAAGUCACACUGGAGAGAAACCUUAUCAGUGCAGUGAAUGUUGGAAAUCCUUUACCAGCAACUCUAGCCUUCGUUAUCAUCAGAGUGCUCACAGUGGAGAAAGGCCUUAUGAGUGCAGUGAUUGUGGGAAAUCAUUUGUCCAAAGAAAUAUCCUCAUUUUACACCAGAGAGCUCACACUGGAGAAAGGCCUUAUAAGUGCACUGAAUGUGGUAAAUCUUUUACUCGUAGCUCCACCCUCUAUUAUCAUCAGAGAGUUCACAGUGGAGAAAGGCCUUUUAAGUGCAGUGAAUGUGGGAAAUCUUUUAUUAACGCCUCCAAACUGCGUUGUCAUGAGAGAGGUCACACUGGAGAAAGGCCUUAAGAGUGCACUAAAUGUGGGAAAUCUUUUAUGAGCAAAUCCUUCUGAUGAUUGGAGAGUUUACACGAGAGAAAGGCAUAGAAGUACAGGGAAUGUGCAAUUUCCUUGUUCAGUAUAGGGGCAGUGGAGAAAACUGAGGGGCCAUUGGUCUGAAUUGAAUCUCACCUCAAGUGCUUCUGAGGGCAUGAAUUUUUUUCCCUUACUCAAAUUAGAGAUUAUAGGGUAUUGAGGCGCUGUUGAAGGGCGUGUAUUUCCCAAGUCUACAGAGAACUAUAUUUCCGAAUGUCCACAAUUCUUUGAGCUAAUGUUGCUAUUUGUAAGACCAUUGGGUCUGGGAGAAACCAUAAUUGGUACAGAAACUCCGGUUUAAUAGGGAGUGGAGGACAUUGCAGCCAACUAGAUGGAAUGUGCCUCUUCUAAAAGUGUAUCCAGAUUCUGUGACAUUGACUGUGCAGGAUCAGUUUAUACACUGAUUCUAGUGAAUUUUACUUCAAGGUCUUUACUGCAGAGGCAGGAAAGAAAGAGAAAAGGGGAUGUGGCUCU
Molecule: messenger RNA, 3342 nt
Organism: Eubalaena glacialis (North Atlantic right whale)
Lineage: Eukaryota; Metazoa; Chordata; Mammalia; Artiodactyla; Balaenidae
Product: zinc finger protein 850-like
Exons: 1
Coding region: 1-2802 (933 amino acids)
Biological process (GO): regulation of transcription by RNA polymerase II
Cellular component (GO): nucleus
Molecular function (GO): RNA polymerase II cis-regulatory region sequence-specific DNA binding; DNA-binding transcription activator activity, RNA polymerase II-specific
Source: RefSeq, a predicted model, not a curated record